Molecule: messenger RNA, 348 nt
Organism: Macroventuria anomochaeta
Lineage: Eukaryota; Fungi; Ascomycota; Dothideomycetes; Pleosporales; Didymellaceae
Exons: 1
Source: RefSeq, a predicted model, not a curated record
GAUGACUGGAAGCAAGCUAUCAAAGUCCUGGGGGAUGUGGUGAAGGAUUGGAGCGCUGAAGAAGUAAAGCAGUUGAGGCAUAUUAUCCCCUACCUCUCAGCACACACCAAGCUUGUAGAAGCUGAAAACAGAGGGCUCCACACUAUAAUUACAGCACUAAAGCCCUCAAACAAGAAGCGGGAGAAGCUUGACCUGCAAUGACACAAGGAGUACAAUAGUGCAGCUGUUCUUUGGUCCCCUUGCAAGGUGCGAGAAGCUUGCUAUUGGAACCAAGUUAAUAAGCAGGAGCGACUUCAGAUAGAAGCUCAAAAGGCUCACAAUAAGGAAGUACAAGCCCAGAAGAAGCUU